GCAACACACCCCUCCCUCCAAUUCAUAAGUACUCGAGUACAAGUACCGAUAGCCUUUUCCUUCUUCCAUCCUCUUCAUUCCUCUCUCCCCCGCACGCUCGCCCACCAUCACGCCCAUCUCCUGGUUCGCACUGCGAAGGUAAAAAAUAAAAAUAAAAAUAAAAGUUCCAAACUCUCCUCACGAUUACGACUGCACCUAAUUAUAACGAUACGAUACGGAUCCACGAGUUAAAAAAAAAAACCCUGAUCAAAAUGCUGGCAAAAACAUCAGACACUCGCUGGGCCGGCUUUCACAUCCUGUUAACCUCCAUCUGCCUAGCCAUCUCCUCGACCGCAACCGCGGGAAUAGCCAUAGCAGAAACAACUCUUACGGUAAACAUUCUCGCUGCGACAACCCUCUCCCUCUCCCUCAUCACCCUCAUCCACUCGCUAGCCGACAUCUUCCUCCUCAAAAGGUCCCACCUGAACCCUGUCUACGCCGUCAGCCUGUACAGUAUCAUCUUCACCUUCUGGCUAGUCCAGACGUCAUGGGAGCUGGUGGAGGUGGUGUACAUAAACAACGGGGCCUACUACGACUACUACAUGGGCCUAUACGGAUGCAGCAUUGGUGACACGCAGUUCUAUCCGUUCUCCGAAGGGUUCGACGUCAAGUGCCCGUUGCCGAAGGGGAGGUUUGGCGUUAGUUGGCUGAUUGUAAUUUUGUACAUCGCCCAGAUAAUAUUCGCCGCUCAGGCGCUCAAGAAGGACCAGAGGAGGAAGUUGGCCAGGUUGAUCGAUGAGAGGAUUUUGGCCUUGGGGAAGGGUGGUGUCGUGCGGAUCAGUGUGGAUGGGAGUAUGUAUGAAGAGUACGCGAAGGAGUCCGCCCUCGGCAACCAGGGGGCUUCGGACUCUGCUCGUGGUGAGGCGUAGACCUUCCCCGAUACAUCGCUUAACGUAUCCAUGAUGUGUGAGCGCGGCGAGGCUGCUAAGUCAAGAGGUGAGGUGGGUUAACGAAGUUACGAUCUGCGCGGGAAGAGUGGAGAUGGAGGUGGGGAGCAAAGGUUCAGUUCAGUUAUCACAAUUUCAUACUCUUAUCUUAGAGCUACUAUCUAUCAAUCAAACUGUCGUCAGUGCCA
Messenger RNA from Tuber melanosporum (Perigord truffle), 1114 nucleotides. RefSeq lists its product as uncharacterized. NCBI's taxonomy places the organism in Eukaryota, Fungi, Ascomycota, Pezizomycetes, Pezizales, Tuberaceae. The transcript has 3 exons. Bases 252 to 908 code for a protein of 218 amino acids. The record is from RefSeq and is a predicted model, not a curated record.